This is a messenger RNA of Stegastes partitus (bicolor damselfish), 1482 nucleotides long. The record is from RefSeq and is a predicted model, not a curated record. NCBI's taxonomy places the organism in Eukaryota, Metazoa, Chordata, Actinopteri, Pomacentridae.
AUGAAUCAGAUGAAAAACUCCCCUGAGGAGUUGCGCUCUCUUCCGCCAAGACCUCAGAGUUUACCUGCAGCUUCCCCGAAGAGACGGUUUGUCAGGCUGGGAAGGAAGACCAGUGAUGGCUCUCAGCAGUCAGCUUCAUCCACCAGCAGUUUAUCGACCUGCAGGUCAGCCGAGGGCGUCGCCGUCCGACAGCCCAGCAAGAGCCGCAUCCGUCGCCAUACCAACCGUCUCUCAGGUGUCUUUCUCCAUCGGCCCGCCUCCAGCUCAGGCUCCAUGGCGCUGACCGCAGGACUCAGGUCAUCACUGUCCGUCCAAGCCAGGAAGGCCAGCAUGAUCUCUGCAGAUGCUCUAAUAGUGGACGACCCAGCCGAGCUGUCCAAUCAGAUAACUGCCCCGGGAAUCCUCAAGAUCUUUGGAAAUGAAAUCUGUGAAGGAGCUCACUACAAGAGCGUCCUGGCCACCACACACUCUAGCGCAAAAGAGCUCGUCAAGGAGGCCCUCGAACGGUAUGGCCUGGGUAAGGAAGAGGCAGAGUCCUAUGUUCUCUGUGACACCAUUGGCUCCAUUGGUAGCCUCCAGUGGAGAACAGAAGGGUUCAGAGUCGUGGGCGACAACGAGAAGCCUCUCCUCCUGCAGUCACUGUGGAAACCCAGAGAGGGUUUGGCAAGACGGUUUGAAAUCCAGAAGAGAAGCUCUGUGGAGGAGAAGACCUCCAAAGACAAGGACACCGUCACUGCUGGCAUCAACGCCCAGGCUCGUAAGCUGCAGAAGAGCCGCUCCAGAGUGACCUCCACCCUCAUAGACAGAACUCUGGGUCGGACCCAGAAACUGUGGAGGAGUAAAAGUGAGAUGGACCUCUUGGACACUGAGACCAAACAGGACAUGGAUCACGAUACGUGUGUCAAGGGUCGAUGUGAGAGCCUGAAUCGCUCUUCAGAGCAGUGCCCCAAAGCAGAUUUAGAACAGAAUCACAUUCACGGCCUGGCAGCUCCCUCCGAGGGGGACAGUGGGUCGCGGGCCAAAACAGAGACCCUCUGUCCGCCGAGGCCGAGGGGCGAGCGGGAAGGAGAGGAGUCGGAGAGGGAGGAGACGGAGAGCAGCGACGAUAACACCACACAGUACUCCAUUCACCCUCCUCACGACUGUCCCUACCUGCUGCUGCUGCAGGGUUGGAGCCUCGCACAGGACUUUGUCAUCUAUCUACUCGCUGGCCCAAACAUUGUUAUUGGUCAGAAAAGUGAUCACGAAGAUGAGUCGAAGGUUGACGUCCUCCUCUUUGCCGCCGACAUCCUACCGAGACACUGCUGCCUCCAUCGCUGCAGCGCCGGCGGCCCCACCAUUCUCUGCCCGGGUCAGGGCGCCGUGGUCACGAGAAACGGCCAAGUGCUGAGAAAUGACACGCAGCUCAGCCCUGGUGAUGUUAUUGGGUUGGGGCAGCACUACCUGUUCCUUUUCAAAGAUCCCUUAGCUGUGACACAAAAG